Fusarium oxysporum Fo47 is the source of this 585-nucleotide messenger RNA. RefSeq lists its product as uncharacterized. The coding region runs from base 1 to 585 and encodes 194 amino acids. Lineage: Eukaryota; Fungi; Ascomycota; Sordariomycetes; Hypocreales; Nectriaceae. The transcript has a single exon. The record is from RefSeq and is a predicted model, not a curated record.
AUGUGUCUCUUCCCCAAAGAACUUGGCAUUCCUGGACCUCUGCGUGUCAGUCGAGCGGCCAUAUCAGGAGCAGUGAGGAUUGCUGAUCUCCCAUUCCUCAACCGACUCCCUCUGGGACUUGUUGAUAUGGUUCAAUCUCAUUGCCCAGAUGCAUAUUUCUGGAAUAUGGUACAUCGCCUGAACCACAAGAAGCGAUUACGUUUUAGACAACCUAUGAUUACAACUCUAAUCAGAAAGGAUCUCUCCUGCACUACGUCUUGGAAGCGCGGCAAAGCUGCACCAGAUUCUGAGGAAAGACUAAAAGACCCUGAAUGUCUAUGCAUCACUCUUGAUUCGGACGGCAUUUGCGAAAUUCAGAGACUUCAGAAUCAUCCUCAUCCACCAAACCACGAUCCCAAUGUGAAGUUUAGGAGGCAUGUUCUCACCAACGAGAAAGACGUCAAGUCCGCCGAUGCCUACUUUCAAGUCAGUAUACCAAGACGUAGCAUGCCCAUAUGGUUCGCUAAUCGUAUAGGAUGGACUCUGCUGUCUGCGAGCACAUGCGGCUCACCCUGGUUUCCCGACCUGGGUCCUUCCGUCCGGUAG